This is a messenger RNA of Clupea harengus (Atlantic herring), 3621 nucleotides long. RefSeq names its product ARF like GTPase 2 binding protein (gene arl2bp). Gene Ontology annotation, biological process: positive regulation of tyrosine phosphorylation of STAT protein; maintenance of protein location in nucleus. NCBI's taxonomy places the organism in Eukaryota, Metazoa, Chordata, Actinopteri, Clupeiformes, Clupeidae. Gene Ontology annotation, cellular component: mitochondrial intermembrane space. The record is from RefSeq and is a predicted model, not a curated record.
UGUGUGUGUGUGUGUGUGUGCGUGCGCGCGCGUGUGUUUGUGUUUGUGCCAUUGUGAGACACAGAAAGAGAAGGGGGAAGCGAUUCUGUGUGAAGACGGAGAAGCAUUUCUAGAAACAUGCCAUUAAACUUCAUGCGAUUCACACACAGCAUCUACACAUGGUUGGCCUUCUGCUCAUUGCACCCCUACUCCCCUGGAGGAGAAUAUAUUCCCAAGAGACUCUCUGCUCAAUGUGUCCUACGUAUCUCUGCGUCAAGAUGUGUUAAGUGUAUCUGUGAUAUCUCAUGUUUCAAUUCCAACUCGACACAAAGGCACAACAGCAAAAAAAAAAGAGCUUUGUUACCUCUUUUUAUUUUCGUGGGGAUGUCAAUGGCUGACUCCUGAGAGACAGGCCAAGCCCAGCUGUGUCUCAACGUGUCUCUCGUUUCUCUCCUGUACUUGAAAAAGUUCUGGAGAAAUUCCCUAGGUCCUGAAUAGGAUGUUUAGGAAAAGAGAGAAUUAUGAUCAUGAAGAAACAGUGAUUCAAAUGGUAUAUAUUUGUGCAAAAAAAAAAAAAUGCAUUAAAAGCAGAAUCUGCAUUUAAUAAUAAAAUGCCUGAUCAUGAAAGGUAUUAGGUGAAUAAUUACAUUUGUAGAAGUUUAAAUGUGGAAAAUUAUGUUGCCCAGGACUAAAGUUAUCCAGAUGUUCGGAAAAUCCCAGAAGGAGUUCUGGGCCUGAUGUGCUUUUUGGCCAAAUAUUUUUUGGCUGCUGAGAUGUUUGUCGGGGGCUGGUGGGCAGCCGCGUUUAAAGAGCCACUGAAGUGUCCUGGGGUUCCAAAGAUCAUUUAAUGACAAACAAAUCAUUUUUUCUGGAUUGUGAUGUUUGUAAUAAACGUCUGUUUAUGUGUUGCAUAGUGAGUGGUCAACGUUUUUUAUUUUUUUUCGUAAAUUGUUGACUUCAAUGCAUCUCACAAUGUUUUGGUUAAUCCCACCUAUUCUCAGGCCGAAUCAGACUUGAAAGUUGGCAACUCUAGAUAAACUUAGAGAUAAGUAUCGCCAACCUAUCCUUUUUAUAAGACUUAAGACGUAAAAAUCUUCGUCCUAUAUAAUAUGAACAGCGUUACACAUGCGUAAAGAUCAGGUUCUUGCCCCGAUGUUUAAGUGAAACAUCAACCCCAGGUCUGAGCCCACUGUGUGUGGUAAACUCCUGUUAAAUGAUGAGUCUAGGUUAGAGUAUAAAUACAUAAAUUCAUGACGUUAUAGGUAGGCCUUUUUAUAAAAUUGAUUUGUCAAUAUUAACUCUAGCGUUGAUGUGUGUCCACUGUACGGUCAUAUAAUUUAGUUUACAGCUCAAAAAACACAUUUAAGUGUGAAGCCCCUCUUUAAGCGAUGGUUGAAGGAUUCAGCCCGGAAUAUACGUUUGCUUUGGUGUUAAAAGUCUAAUCAUGUUUGAAGAGAAUCGACAUAUUUUUAUUGUUUGGACAAGACGCAGGCCGCGGAGGUAUUCUUGAUGAAGGUUUAGAUUGUUUUCAGACCGGACCAAUAUCGGCGUUGCACAUGUUUUCUUUUUUUUCACCGUUGCCCUGGCAGCAACUGUUGAGGCGGAAGCGACGUCUGGACUUCUCAGAAUGGACAUAAGAGAGAAAAGUGGGUAAUCAUUCAUAUAAUAACAUCAAGAUAUGUGAUAGUAAUGGAAGGUUCAGUCUUGAUUCAUAGCUGGACUAUGUUGCAUUAUCUUAGCUAGCAAAGCUGUGUUUAAAAAAAACUAACGUCACGAAGCUAACGUUAAUAAGUUAUUUGCAUCACAGCAAGUUGGACGCUAGAUAGCAUGUUUGCUAUUGAUAGUAAGGUAGAUCCUAAUUUCAGUAGACGUUUCUUUUAAAUUCACUGCACAUAAUAGCGGUGUGUUGUUAUUCCACAAUUACGAUUAACAUGCUUCUUUUUAGUUUGCCAAUUUAGUGCACCAAGCUAGCUAGCAAUGUGUCACGUAAGCUAAUACAACGUAUUGAUUUGCUGGGCGGUGGAGAGAAUAUUGAUGAAAUGGAGGACUUGGACGAGGAGGACUUCGCUUUAUCAAAAUCUUCAGCUGCAGAUGCAGAGUUCGAUGCCGUUAUUGGCAACAUCGAGGACAUUAUAAUGGAUGAUGAUUUUCAGCACUUGCAGCAGAACUUCAUGGAUAAAUACUAUCAGGAAUUUGAUGAUACAGAGGAGAAUAAGCUAAUCUAUACAUCAAUCUUCAAUGAAUAUAUUGACCUCCUGGAGAGACAUCUGGAACAGCAGCUUUUGGAGAGGAUUCCUGGCUUCAACAUGAGUGCCUUUACACACUCCCUCAAGCAGCACAAAGAUGAAGUCUCUGGAGACAUAUUUGACAUGUUGCUGACGUUUACGGACUUUAUGGCCUUCAAAGAAAUGUUCAUCGACUACAGAGCGGAGAAGGAAGGCCGAGGGCUGGAUCUGAGCGACGGGCUGGUGGUGAUGUCUCUGAGCUCCGUGGCCUCCUCAUUGCUCCCCUCUAGCAUGGCGGUGGGACCCAAGUGAGCCAGGAGCCUCCUCCCAUCUCAGAGCCUCUCGGCUCCACUGCAUGCUGAGCCACCUGUGACCUCUGUCUGACCUAAACCAUCCAAAUACUCAUACAGCCCUCACACCCAGCGACACCCCACAGGAGAGUGCUGUUCCGCAGUGAAGGGCUCCAAUGACUGUCAGAUGGAAAUCAAUUUAAGCACACAUGCACAUGAACUGUCCUGUCUAUGCUUGUAAACUUGCUUUUGGCCUCAUUUUAAAAUAUGCUCUUCGUAGACUGACUGUAAAAUCUCUGGUCAUACAUGUGCAGUAUUGUGAGUAUGCAUCUGAACAUCACAUGUUGUUUCUGUAUUUUUCUGUAUUAGAAAAAAAAUGAGAAUUGUUUGCGAAGGACUAAUAUUUAUACCUGUUUUUUUUUUUUUGUGACUUUGCAGAAUCAGAUUUAUGUGUGUAUGUCUGCCACGUAUUUGCACAUGUGAAUUUGAAGUACGAAUGUAAAGCAAGUGUAUUUGUUCUCACGAACGUCUGCCGUUACUAUGCUUCUCUUAACAUCUUUUCUGGCCGCUGUUUAUUCCAAACACUCAUUUACAUGACAAACAACAUGCUUUAGACAAUGAGCCGCAUGUGCUGUUAAUAACUUGAUUAAUUCCUGAAAUGUCAUAUGUGGAUUUCAUUUCAACGUUGCUCCUUUCUCUCUUAUGAUGGGGGGCAGAAAGAGAAAUGUUUUUCAAAUGUAAUGGCCUUUUGUUCAGUGCAUAGCUGUAGAAGCAUCUUAGAGGAGACCCCUCCAUGCCGUGUCUACUUCAAACCCCUGAAGGAUUUUAUAAGGCCCAUUUACAUGAUCUCAUACAUGACCUGAGUCCAUUGUGCUCCCACAUUUCUUCAGUCGGUUGAUAUGUUUGCGUCCGUUUUUUUACGUACAGAAAUGUAGUCAGUCAACAGUUAACUGCAUCUAAACUUUAUUCCUGUUCCUUCUAUAGUCACUGACUGAAAUCCCCGCGCCAUGUCAGAGAUGUACUUUUUUUAAUGAAAUGACUGUCUCAUACGUGUACAUAUUUGCCAGUCAGACUUUGUAAAUAUGGAUGUGACUGGUGGGAAUAAAUUCAAACAUUGUUUAAAAUCA